Molecule: messenger RNA, 504 nt
Organism: Closterium sp. NIES-65
Lineage: Eukaryota; Viridiplantae; Streptophyta; Zygnematophyceae; Desmidiales; Closteriaceae
Source: the annotation of a GenBank genome assembly
AUGGCAUCUUUGACCAGAACUGCUGUCCUUGUUCUAGUCACGCUUUCCGCGAUAGUAAGCGUCUCCCACGUCCAAGCGCUGCGCGCCACCGAGGUGCGGAAAGCAAGCGACAGCAUCAAGCAGCGGCCGGAUUUCAAGAACGUCCACGACCUGAUCGACAAAUACUUGAAAUCGCUCAUCCCGCUCACAGACAUCACCAUCCUCCUCCCCGCCAACAUCUUCGUGCUACGAAGCUACACCUCGGACCAGCAGACCGCCAUUCUCUCCUUCAACACCAUCACCACGCGCUACCUCUACCGCAACCUCACAAACCUUCCCGGCGGCACGCUGCUCGACACUCUCGAGGGCACGCAGGUCACCAAGCGCGGCCCCAACUUUCAGCCCUUCGUCGCCUUCAAAGGCCCCGCCGCGCUGCCCACCGUGCUCGCUGUGCCGAAUUUGUGGGUAGGCUCGGACUUCACGAUCCAGGGGACCAGCACCCUGCUUAUUCCUCCGGGUAUCUAG